Molecule: messenger RNA, 4192 nt
Organism: Tinamus guttatus (white-throated tinamou)
Lineage: Eukaryota; Metazoa; Chordata; Aves; Tinamiformes; Tinamidae
Source: RefSeq, a predicted model, not a curated record
AUGCAAAGGAAGUCUGGGAAAUACUUCCCAUAUCCUCAGGCACACAGGGGCAGCACCUCAGAGCGCAGCCCACGGACACUUCCUCACAGCAACAUCCCCCUUGGAAAGGGGCAGCCCAGGAGGGGAUCGCAGGGGCUUCGUGCACGGUGCAGGAGGACCUCCAAGAGCGGCGGAAGGUCUUUAGUAAUUAUUAGCACUUUGGAUGGACGAAUUGCUGCACUGGAUCCAGAAAAUAGUGGGAGAAAACAGUGGGAUCUGGAUGUGGGAUCUGGUUCUCUUGUGUCAUCCAGCCUCAGCAAACCAGAGGUAUUUGGAAAUAAGAUGAUAAUUCCUUCCUUGGAUGGGGACCUUUUCCAGUGGGAUCGAGAUCGAGAGAGCAUGGAAGCGGUUCCUUUCACAGUUGAAUCUCUUCUUGAGUCAUCCUACAAAUUCGGCGAGGACGUCGUUUUAGUUGGCGGAAAAUCUUUAACAACCUACGGGCUGAGCUCGUAUUCGGGGAAGGUGAAGUACAUCUGCUCGGCCAUGGGCUGCCGCCGCUGGGACGACGACGAGUCGGAGCAGGAGGACACUCUCCUCCUGCACCGAACCCAGAAAACGGUCCGUGCUGUUGGCCCGCGCAGUGGCAAUGAGAAGUGGAAUUUCAGCGUUGGUCACUUUGAACUGCGCUAUGUCCCAGAUAUUGAAACUAGAGCGGGAUAUAUUGAGAGCAAUUUUAAAGCAAAUAUGAACAAAGAAGAAACUAAAAUAAUUUCAGAUGUGGAGGAGCAGGAAGCUGUAAUGAAAGAUACAGUGAUAAAGGUCUCUGUAGCUGACUGGAAGGUUAUGGCUUUUAAUAAACGAGGAGGACAUCUGGAAUGGGAAUACCAGUUUUGCACUCCAAUUGCUUCUGCAUGGCUGGUUAAAGAUGGCAAAGUGAUUCCAAUCAGUCUGUUUGAUGACACAAGUUACACUGCGAACAAUGAAGCUUUAGAAGAUGAGGAAGAUCUUGUGGAAGCUGCCAGAGGGGCCACAGAAUCCAGUGUCUAUUUGGGUAUGUACAGGGGCCAGCUCUAUCUGCAGUCAUCAGUCAGAAUUUCUGAAAAAUUCCCAACCAACCCAAAGGCUCUGGAAUCCAGAAAUGAUAAUGCAAUUAUUCCUCUUCCCAAAAUCAAAUGGAAACCCUUAAUCCAUUCUCCUUCCAGGACUCCAGUCCUGGUGGGCUCGGAUGAAUUUGACAAGUGUCUCAGCAAUGACAAAUAUUCUCAUGAAGAGUACAGUAAUGGAGCACUUUCGGUUCUGCAGUAUCCAUAUGAUAACGGUUAUUAUUUACCUUACUACAAGAGAGAAAGAAAUAAACGUAGCACCCAGAUCACCGUUAGAUUUUAUGAGGAUAUGAAUUACAAGAAUAUUCGCAAAAAAGAUCCCGUUCUUCUGCUUCACUGGUGGAAAGAAAUAGUUGGCACUAUUGUAUUCUGCAUCGUGGCCACAACUUUUAUUGUACGCAAACUUUUUCAUCCCCAUCCUCACAGCAGACUGCGGAAGGAAUCUGAAACACAGUGUCAGACUGACAGUAAAUAUGAGUCCGCGUGUGGAGAUGUUAAAGAGAGCAGCUGGAAUGAUGUCAAGAACUCUGGAUACGUGUCAAGAUAUCUGACAGAUUUUGAACCAAUUCAGUGCCUGGGUCGUGGAGGUUUUGGAGUUGUUUUUGAAGCCAAAAAUAAAGUAGAUGACUGCAAUUAUGCUAUCAAAAGGAUCCGUUUACCUAACAGGGAGCUGGCUCGUGAGAAGGUGAUGCGGGAAGUGAAGGCCCUGGCUAAGCUGGAGCACCCAGGGAUUGUCCGGUACUUCAACGCGUGGUUGGAGGCGCCGCCGGAGCAAUGGCAGGAGAAGAUGGAUGAGCAGUGGCUAAAGGAUGAAAGCACCGAUUGGCCACUCAGUUCUCCCAGUCCAAUGGAUGUUCCAUCAUUUAAGAUCAGAACAGAGCCAUUCUCUGCAAAAGAAUAUGUUGAAGUUAUUGCCACUUCAUCUGAGAGAGUAGGGUCCUUUUCCGUGGGGGUAUCCUGCGGACAGUCUGAUUCAUUGGAAAGCCGGUUUUCUCCUCUGGAAUUUUCUGCCACGGACAACAGGGACUUGCACCAGUCCAAAGAUCCCCUAUUAAACCUGCAGGACAGUGUUCUUAUGGGCUGUGAUGUGGAAGACAGUACCAUCAACACCACCCAGCUGGGUCAUUCCUUUGAAAUGUGCCCUGCAGCUAUCCCUGCGGUACACCUGAGGGAAGGGACGUCGUCCUCGAUUGUGUUUGAAGAUUCUGGCUGCGGAAAUGCUUCCAGUAAGGAGGAUAAAGUUGAUGUUUCACAUGAUGAAAGUGUUUCUGAGGAUAAGCCUACAAAUACGAAGGAGUCCAGUGACAGGAAAUCUGCUUCAGGAAGUCCCCUCUCAAUUUCUCCACCAAGGCCAACAAGUUUAAGCCUGGACUUUUCUAAAAAUACAACGGAAAAGGUCAAACCCACCUCUCCCAAAGUGUAUCUUUACAUCCAAAUGCAGCUCUGCAGGAAAGAGAACCUUAAAGACUGGAUGAGCAGAAGAUGCAUGAUAGAGGAGAGGGAAAGGACAGAGUGUCUGCAGAUAUUUCUGCAGAUAGCCGAAGCAGUUGACUUUCUGCACAGCAAAGGAUUAAUGCACAGGGAUCUCAAGCCUUCCAAUAUAUUUUUCACCAUGGAUGACAUAGUAAAGGUCGGGGAUUUUGGACUGGUAACUGCUAUGGACCAAGACGAGGAGGAGGAAUCGGUCCUCACGCCGAUGCCGGCCUACGCCAGACACACGGGACAAGUAGGGACCAAGCUCUACAUGAGCCCCGAACAGAUCUAUGGGAACACCUAUUCGCACAAAGUGGAUAUCUUUUCUUUGGGGCUGAUUCUCUUUGAGCUGCUUUACCCCUUCAGCACACAGAUGGAGAGGGUCAGGACCUUAAGUGAUGUCAGAAAUUUGAAGUUCCCAUCAUUGUUCACUCAGAAGUAUGCACAAGAGUACACCAUGGUGAAGGACAUGCUCUCUCCAAGCCCCACGGAGAGACCAGAGGCUGCAGUGAUCAUAGAAAACCCUGUGUUUGAAGACUUGGAACUGCCAGCAAAACCAGUGCUGAGACAGCGGUCACGGACAAUGAGUUUAUCAGGAAAUAAGCAUUCGAGACAACCAAGCAAAUAAACACCCUCAGGAUCCCUUCUUCCACUCGACAGGCUUUAAAGGGAUUGUUCAGCAGAAGGAUCCUGUGUUGCAGAAUGUCUAUCUUGGAAAUAGUUUACUUCAGCUUUUUUUGCCAUGUUUAAUGUAUAAGAUGCAUUGGACGGAUUUUGGUUUACUCCGACAGCCAAGGCAAGGCAGUAACUACACUUUUCACAUUCCAUUUUAAACUCUUCUAGGUGGAUGGGUCCAGCUACUGUGCUUACCAAUUUUGUGCUUCAUUAUCUUUUGUUUGGGUUUAUUGGGUUUUUUUUACGCUUGUAAAUGUCAGCUUGCUGGGUAAGUGAGAGAUCUGUAACAUGUAAAUAGAAUUAAAAUACUGUAUUUUUAUAGUGCAAAUUACAGUCUCUAAACCUAGUGAGUGUAUAUCCAGAUCACUUGCUCUUGAAAUGAAGAUGCUUUUGAAACAAACUAUGACUCCAUUUUUGUCCCUGGUGGGUAAACUGGAAAUUGCACUAUUUUUAAAGCAAAAAAGUACCACACCUGUACAUACGGUCACUCUCCAUGGUCAGUCAUUAGAGGAAAUUGUUUCGUAUUUCCGCACUAUUGUAGUUCUUAGGGAAUGCAUUUUAUACUGAUAAACCUGUAGAAAAGGAAAAGGAACUUUUUGCCAUGAAAAAGGGGGUUUAUAGAAAAUGGUUGGAAGAGCCAUAGUAAAAAGAAAUAUGUGCGAAAUGUUGUGCUUCUGAUGAUUUAAACCUAAUGAAGUCAUACGUGUCCUAUGUAAUCUUGUAGAUUUGUACUUUUUAAAAAAAAAAUCAAGUGGUAGGCAUUUGCUCUAAUCUGCUAAUUUAACUGCCUAAUACCAUGCUUUUAUUUCUCAGUGUAAAUAUGUUAAUUUUUAUUUAUAAAAUACAGAAUCAAUCCAUUUGGGUUGGUGGUGUACAGAAUGCACUUGCUGUAAUUGUUGGGUGCAUUAAUUACUGUGACUUUUUUCAAGUCUAAAUGAUUUAAUAAACUUUUUUAUUAAAAA